AUGCUAUCAGAGGAGGGUAUUUUCAUAGGUGCUAAUAAGCAAACUCAAGUUUCUGACUACAAUGAACGCAAACAAAUUGUUGCGUUCGGUGCAGGAAAGAACAUUGCCUUGUGGAAACCUAUGGAUCCUUCGAAUUUGGGUGUGUAUAGAACAUUGAAAGGACAUGUAGCAGAAGUCACAUGUAUCAGGUUUGUAACUGGCACUGACCUAAUGAUUUCUGCUUCAGAGGAUUUUGAAGUAAGAGUUUGGAAAUUCGUCAAUAUUGAUGGUGUUGAGACGGCAGAUUGUAUUCAAGUUCUUCAUCAUCAUAGCCACACAAUCACUACUGUUACUGUUCUAAACAACUUAUUGGUUGUUGGUUGUGCAGAUGGAUCUACUUCUGUUUGGUCUUUCAUUUCUGACCAAUAUGUGUUGCAACAAGAAGUUUCUCUAGGUUUUGGUGUGUUCCCACUUUGUCUGGCCUUACAUAUGGUCCAAGAGAACCACUACAUUUUGGCAGUUGGUGGAACAAGUCCUAAUAUUUUCAUUUACACUAUUGUAACAAACUCUUUGGAAGUUACUUCAAUCCAAUUUGCGACAAAGUUAGAAGGCCAUGAAGAUUGGAUAAAGAGUUUAGUGUUCCGGGAAGCGGCCCCUGGUGAUUAUUUGUUGGCAUCGGGAUCUCAAGAUCGCUAUAUUAGACUUUGGAGACUAAAAAUCAGUGAUAAAGCUGACUCAGAGGUUAAAGAGAAGAAUAAAUUAACCUUGUUAACUAAUAAGGUUUACAAGUUCAGUAUUUCUCCAGUCGUACAUGUUUCCAUUAACUUUGAAGCUUUGAUCAUGGGACAUGAUGACUGGAUUUCCUCAUUACAAUGGCAUAAGACUAAAUUACAACUUCUCACAUCUACAGCUGAUACUGCAGUAAUGGUGUGGGAGCCAGAUAAUGUUUCCGGAAUUUGGAUAUGUUCAGCCAGACUUGGUGAACUCUCCUCUAAAGGUGCCUCGACAGCAACUGGUUCAUCUGGUGGCUUUUGGUCAUGUCUGUGGUUUACUCAUAAUGAAAAAGAUUUUAUUUUAACUAACGGUAAGACUGGAGCGUGGAGAAUUUGGACUUCAACUGACGGCAUGAUGUGGAACCAAGAAUUAGGUAUAACAGGUCCAACUAAAUCUGUGACUGAUGUAUCAUGGUCCCUUAAUGGGGAAUACCUUUUAUCCACAUCUUUGGAUCAAACCACUAGACUCUAUUCGGAAUGGAUAUACGAUGCUGAUGGUAACAGAAGAACCAAGCCAUCUUGGUGUGAAAUGUCUAGACCUCAAAUUCAUGGUUAUGAUAUGAUUUGUGUGGAACCAAUAUCCAACACUAGAUUUGUUAGUGGUGGUGACGAAAAAAUCUUAAGAUCUUUUGAUGAGCCUAAAGCCGUUGCACUUUUGUUAAACAAGUUCAGUGGUGUUAGCAUUGAGGAAGAGUCGCACCUUCCAGAUUCUGCAGCCUUGCCUGCGUUAGGGCUUUCCAAUAAGGCAACAAAUGAUGUGGACGAGAAUGAAUCAGAUGAAGACCCAGAUGCAAGGGAGACGGCAGAAACGAAAAAUAUAUCCUAUGACUUGAUCAAGGAACUUCAAACACCGCCAUUAGAAGAUCAAUUACAAAGACACACUUUAUGGCCAGAAAUUGAGAAAUUAUAUGGUCAUGGUUACGAAAUUUCAUGUCUUGAUGUUUCAGAAGAUAAAAAGCUCAUUGCAACUGCGUGUAAGUCUAACAAUGCACAACAUGCUGUCAUUAGGCUCUUUGAUGCAGAGACAUGGAAUCAAAUUCCCGAAGUCCUUUCCUUCCACAAUUUGACAAUCACUGGACUAAGAUUCUCCAAAGACAAUCGCUACCUCUUGAGUGUCAGUAGAGAUAGACUAUGGGCCUUAUGGCAAAGAAAUUUUGAAAAUAACACAUUUAAACUUGUAUGUUCCAAGGAGAAGCCUCAUGCUAGAAUUAUUUGGGAUGCUGAUUGGUUCCCAUUGUCAGUCGGUCUAGCUUUUGUUACAGCUUCUAGAGACAAAACAUUGAAGCUUUGGAGGAUCGUUGACAAAGAAGGUAAAGAAGAAGUGGAACUGGAAAAUACCAUCAAAUUCAACGAGCCUGUAACCGCAGUAUCUGUACACAAAGAACUUUUCGAUGAUAGGGUUAUAAUAGCUGUCGGAUUUGAGAGCGGUUCCAUAGAAAUCUUAGCAUACAAUAAUGGUUUUACUCAACUCCAACCAGUAGAUUCGAAAGUAACACCUGCAGAUAAAAUAAACCGUUUGAGAUGGAGUAGUUUGACAAGGGAAGGGAAACUACUCUUGGGUGUCGCUAGUGCAGACACAUCGGUACGUAUAUAUUCUGUGAAUAAUGGUCUACUUCGUUGA
Messenger RNA from Kluyveromyces marxianus DMKU3-1042, 2373 nucleotides. It is a transcript of the gene ELP2, whose product is annotated as Elongator subunit ELP2. The record is from RefSeq and is a predicted model, not a curated record. Bases 1 to 2373 code for a protein of 790 amino acids. Gene Ontology annotation, biological process: tRNA wobble uridine modification. The transcript has a single exon. Lineage: Eukaryota; Fungi; Ascomycota; Saccharomycetes; Saccharomycetales; Saccharomycetaceae. Gene Ontology annotation, molecular function: protein binding. Gene Ontology annotation, cellular component: elongator holoenzyme complex.